Capra hircus (goat) is the source of this 1438-nucleotide messenger RNA. It is a transcript of the gene SMPD2, whose product is annotated as sphingomyelin phosphodiesterase 2. Lineage: Eukaryota; Metazoa; Chordata; Mammalia; Artiodactyla; Bovidae. Bases 150 to 1421 code for a protein of 423 amino acids. The transcript has 10 exons. The record is from RefSeq and is a predicted model, not a curated record. Gene Ontology annotation, cellular component: cytoplasm. Gene Ontology annotation, molecular function: sphingomyelin phosphodiesterase activity.
UGCACUUGGGCGCCGACGCCUUCCGGGCAGCGCGGGAGCCGGGCGGCCACCUGUACGCAGUGCCCCGAUAGGAGACCGCCCCGCCCGUGUCCCCGCCGCGGCCGUCGCCCUGGAGGCCGAACCGUCCCGCGCCGCCGAGCGUCCGCGCCAUGAAGCCCAACUUCACCCUGCGACUGAGGGUCUUUAACCUCAACUGCUGGGGUAUUCCCUUCCUGAGCAAGCAUCGCGCCGACCGCUUGAAGCGCCUGGGAGACUUUCUAAACAUGGAGAGCUUCGACCUAGCUCUACUGGAGGAGGUGUGGAGUGAACAGGACUUCCAGUACUUGAGACAGAAGCUGUUGCCCACCUACCCAGCUGCACACUACUUCAGGAGCGGCAUUAUUGGCAGUGGUCUCUGUGUCUUCUCCAAACACCCAAUCCAGGAAUUCACCCAGCAUGUCUUCACCCUCAAUGGCUACCCCUACAUGAUCCAUCAUUGUGACUGGUUCUGUGGGAAGGCUGUGGGGCUGCUGGUACUCCAUCUAAGUGGCUUGGUGCUCAACGCCUACGUGACCCACCUCCAUGCGGAGUACAAUCGACAGAAGGACAUCUACCUAGCACAUCGCGUGGCCCAAGCUUGGGAACUGGCCCAGUUCAUCCACCACACAUCCAAGAAGGCUGAUGUGGUUCUCUUGUGUGGGGACCUCAACUUGCACCCAAAGGACCUGGGCUGCCGCCUGCUGAAAGAGUGGACCGGGCUGCAUGAUGCCUAUCUGGAGACCCGGGACUUCAAGGGUUCUGAAGAAGGCUGUACGAUGGUACCCAAGAACUGCUAUGUCAAGCACCAGGAGCUGGGGCCAUUUCCCUUGGGCAUCCGCAUCGACUAUAUACUUUAUAAGGCAGUGUCUGGGCUAUACAUCUCCUGUAAGACUUUCAAAACUACUACAGGCCAUGACCCUUACAGCGGCCCCCCCUUCUCUGAUCAUGAGGCCCUGAUGGCUACUCUGUGUGUGAGACACAGCCCCCCCCAGCACAACCCCAGCCCUACCCAUGGACCAGCAGAGAGCUCGCCAUUGACCAGUGUGCUAAGGGAGGCCUGGGCAGAAGUGGACCAGGGCAUGGCCCAGGCUCACUGGUGGGCCACCAUGGCCGGCUAUGCAGUUGGUCUAGGGCUUCUUCUCCUGGCGUUGCUGUGUGCCCUGGCGGCCGGAGGAUGGAUGAGGGAAGCUGCUCUACUGCUCUGGACCCCCAACGUAGGACUGGUGCUGGGGGCAGGUGCCUUCUACCUCUUCCACGUGCAGGAGGCCAAGGGCUUGUGUAAGACCCGGGCCGAGCUUCAGCAUGUGCUGGGAAGGGCAAGAGAGGCCCAGGACCUGGGCCCAGAGUCCCAGCCAGCCCUGCUCCUAGGGCAGCAGGAGAGAGACAGAGCUGAGGAACAAUAAAGCUUGACACUUUUGUG